AUGACGCUCGCCAAAGACAUCCUUACACUACUCGACCGGACCACCCAAGCCCUAGAGCGCCUUCUGUCCUCCGACCAACCCGCAGAGCGCUGUACACCAGUACUGCGACAGCUCGCCGCCACGGCAGAAGCCGCGUUGCGGGUGGCAGAGACGGAGCGGCUAAAGGCGGAGACGAUGAUGGUGCGAAGUGAGAAGAUGAAGACAGAUGCUGAGACGGGGAGGCUGAAUGCGGAGACCAAGCGGUUGAAGGUGGGAGCGGAGACCGAGCAGUUGGUAGUUGAGACAAAGAAGGCCGGUAACGGGGCUGCGAAGGCGCUGGCAGAGGCAGAGAAGCUUCAGGCGGAGGCGAUGAUGGCAAGGAGCGAGAAGCUUAGGAUCGAUGCGGAGACGAAUCAGCUCAAUGCGGAGACGGAGAGGAUGAAGGCGGAGGGGAAGUGCUAA
Messenger RNA from Morchella importuna, 441 nucleotides. RefSeq lists its product as uncharacterized. The record is from RefSeq and is a predicted model, not a curated record. Lineage: Eukaryota; Fungi; Ascomycota; Pezizomycetes; Pezizales; Morchellaceae. The transcript is spliced from 2 exons. The coding region runs from base 1 to 441 and encodes 146 amino acids.